CGGCGCCGGGCGGACUCUUUCCUUUCGCUGCUGCGGCGGCAGCCAUGAGUAUGCUCAGGCUUCAGAAGAGGCUUGCCUCUAGUGUCCUCCGCUGUGGCAAAAAGAAGGUCUGGUUGGACCCCAACGAGACCAAUGAAAUCGCCAAUGCCAACUCCCGUCAGCAGAUCCGGAAGCUGAUCAAAGAUGGGCUGAUCAUCCGCAAGCCUGUAACUGUCCAUUCCCGGGCUCGAUGCCGGAAAAACACCUUGGCACGCCGGAAGGGCAGGCACAUGGGCAUAGGUAAGCGGAAGGGUACUGCCAAUGCUCGAAUGCCCGAGAAGGUGACCUGGAUGAGGAGGAUGCGGAUCCUGCGCAGGCUGCUCAGGAGAUACCGUGAAUCUAAGAAGAUUGACCGUCACAUGUACCACAGCCUGUACCUGAAGGUGAAGGGCAAUGUGUUCAAAAACAAGCGCAUUCUCAUGGAGCACAUUCACAAGCUGAAGGCAGAUAAGGCCCGCAAGAAGCUCCUGGCUGACCAAGCUGAGGCCCGCAGGUCUAAGACCAAGGAAGCCCGCAAGCGCCGUGAGGAGCGCCUCCAGGCCAAGAAGGAAGAGAUCAUCAAGACUUUGUCCAAGGAGGAAGAGACCAAGAAGUGAAGCUUCCCUCUGCCUGUACAUAGUGGCCUCGGUGGUCAGUUGCACAGAUCAUUGAAAUAAAAUAAGCCUUUAUCUGUU
Jaculus jaculus (lesser Egyptian jerboa) is the source of this 713-nucleotide messenger RNA. RefSeq names its product ribosomal protein L19 (gene Rpl19). Gene Ontology annotation, biological process: translation. The transcript is spliced from 6 exons. The record is from RefSeq and is a predicted model, not a curated record. Gene Ontology annotation, molecular function: structural constituent of ribosome; RNA binding. Gene Ontology annotation, cellular component: ribosome; cytosolic large ribosomal subunit. Lineage: Eukaryota; Metazoa; Chordata; Mammalia; Rodentia; Dipodidae. The coding region runs from base 45 to 635 and encodes 196 amino acids.